AUGAGGCUCCUCGACGCACUCUCCUGGUUGCUCCCACUGCUGCUGCUGCUGCAGGCGGCAGCGGUGCGGGCAUCCGGCGUGAAAAGAAGCCAACCGGCGAACGGGACGACUCUUCCCUCCACCACCACGCUUGCCGGUUGUCAGAAGAGCUGUGGGAACGUGAGCUUGGAGUACCCAUUCGGCAUCGGACCUGGCUGCUUCCGGUCGCAAGACUUUGAGCUCAUCUGCAAUAAUCACACUUCCUCGCAUGCUCCCAUGCUCUUCCUGCACGACGGCAUCACGGAGGUCGCCCAGGAUAAUGAGUAUAUCGACAUCGACAUCAGCCGAUAUAUUAAGGUAUCGUUUUCCCGCUCCAUCUCCUUGAGACCUGAGGUCGAUGUGUACAACCUGUCCUGGAAUCUUGGGAGAUCCUUCAGCAUCUUUUCUUUGCAACUAAACUUCACCGGUUGCGACUUCGACAUGCACGUGUUUGACAAGAACGAUAUGGUGAGACACCCCCACUCCUUCGCGACUGCUGCCGCCUUGGAGAUCAAGUUUGUCCGCCAAAAGAUUGGAGAACCAAAAUUCGAAGAGCACAAUAAUAACCAAAGCUCCAUAUGGGAUUCAAUUGAUGUUACCGCUGAUGUCGGUAUUACCUGCGGCAUCGUCGUUGAUCAACCCGGCCCUGCUAGCACCUUCCGCCACAGGACAGAUUAUGCAUGUCUUGGCAACCAUAGCCGUGAUUACACUCACGAUGGAUCAGACGACAACAGUUAUUAUUAUUGUACUUGCGAAGAUGGUUACAGAGGCAAUGCAUACAUAACUGAUGGAUGUUCACGUGACAGAGGGUAUGAUCCUUUACAAUGGAAGACCAAUUGCUCUAGAUGGUGUGGGAACAUCAGUAUUCCUUUCCCAUUCGGCCUAGAAGACGGUUGUUCUGCAAGGAUGUCGUUUCAGCUCAAUUGUACAAAUUCGACACUGUAUGCCUACUCCAGUACUCCAUUAGACUACAACAUCCUAGUAAACUAUAUAGAUAUCAACAAUGGGAUAUUGAAGGUCAAAUACAACUCAUACAUGGAAGAAAGUCUCUCGUUGCAGAUGGAGGAAGAUGUUGCCCUCUAUGUUGCAUCUGGGGAAUCAGCAUCUCAACAGUGGGCCGUAGCCAAUUUAACGUGCCAGGAAGCACGGCAAAACAGGACGGGGUAUGCAUGUGUUAGCAUGAAUAGCACGUGCUUGGAUGUCCACUCCGCACGAGAAUAUGUUGGUUACCGUUGCAAGUGUAUCUCCGGCUUUGAUGGGAAUCCAUAUAUCACGGACGGGUGUCAAGAUAUUAACGAGUGCAACAUACCGGGAACAUGUAAUGGGAUUUGCCAUAACACUCAAGGAAAUCAUUAUUGCAUCGAAUGUCCUACAAACACAGUUUAUGACAGUGCAACAAGGAGGUGCAGAUCGACCAAAGAACAAAAUCUGGUCCUAGGUAUUUCCAUUGGGAUUAGCGUUGGUUUUGGAAUUCUACUUUUCAUCUUGAUUGUAAUAUUUUUCAUCCGUAGAUGGAAAAAAUACAUCCAAAAGAAACUACGAAGAAAGCACUUUCGGCAGAAUCAAGGUCUACUCCUCGAACAAUUGAUAUCAUCUGAUGAAAAUGCGAGUGACAACACCAAGAUUUUCUCAUUAUCAGAGUUAGAAAAGGCAACAAAUAACUUUGAUGCCACACGAAUUGUUGGUCAUGGAGGACAUGGCAUGGUUUAUAAAGGCAUAUUAUUUGACCAACGGGUAGUGGCCAUAAAGAAGUCUAAAGUCAUUGAGCAAAUUGAGAUUAGUCAGUUCAUCAAUGAGGUUGCCAUCCUCUCACAGAUAAAUCACCGAAAUAUCGUGAAGCUCUUCGGAUGUUGUCUUGAGACUGAAGUCCCACUGCUAGUAUAUGACUUCAUCCCAAAUGGUUCGUUAUUUGGAAUCCUCCAUGCCGAUACCACUAGCAGUUUUGUUCUGUCAUGGGAUGAUUGUUUGAAAAUUGCAGCAGAAGCUGCAGGAGCACUCUAUUACCUCCACUCGGCUGCUUCUGUAUCGAUAUUUCAUCGUGAUGUGAAGUCCACUAACAUACUCUUGGAUGGAAAUUACACCGCGAAAGUAUCGGACUUUGGUGCUUCAAGGUUGGUUCCUAUUAACCAAACUCAUGUCGUUACGAAUAUACAAGGCACCUUUGGGUACCUGGAUCCAGAGUAUUACCACACGGGCAUGUUAAAUGAGAAGAGUGAUGUCUAUAGCUUUGGUGUAGUACUUGUAGAGUUGUUGUUGAGAAAGGAGCCUAUUUUUACAAGUGAUUCUGGCCUAAAGCAAAACUUGUCCAACUACUUUCUUUGGGAGAUGAGGGAGAAACCACUUGCAGAUAUAGUGGCUGCUCAAGUUUUGGAGGAAGCAACAUCUGAAGAGAUUAAUGAUGUCGCUAGUCUUGCAGAGACUUGCCUGCGACUACGAGGUGUAGAAAGGCCUACUAUGAAACAAGUGGAGAUGAAACUGCAGCAUAUCCGAUCCAAAAGGUUAAGAUCAUCUCAGGUUGCAGUAACAAGUGAAGAUAUGCAACCUCUGUUAAGUGUACAAAGACGAGUCAACCUUCCGUUGUUGGGUGUUCAAGAUGGUAUAGUGGAGCGAGCUAAUUUACCUUCUGAAAGGGAGCAAAACUGCUAUAGCCUGGAGCAAGAGUUCAUGGCAUCGGCGACUCUGCCACGGUAGAUCGCUGGAUUGUCUGGUUUUAUCCGUUUCAAGCGCUAGCUGCAUAUUUUCCGUCCUUUGAUGGAUACGGCAAUGUAUACCUUAUAUUGUAUUGUAGUACACUUACACUCAGCAACGGUUUUCACUAUUCAGGUUAUAUGGCCGGCCAGUUUUCGUUGCAUCAAAA
Lolium rigidum is the source of this 2875-nucleotide messenger RNA. Its product is annotated as wall-associated receptor kinase-like 8. The transcript is spliced from 5 exons. Gene Ontology annotation, biological process: protein phosphorylation; cell surface receptor signaling pathway. The record is from RefSeq and is a predicted model, not a curated record. NCBI's taxonomy places the organism in Eukaryota, Viridiplantae, Streptophyta, Magnoliopsida, Poales, Poaceae. Gene Ontology annotation, cellular component: plasma membrane. Gene Ontology annotation, molecular function: polysaccharide binding; ATP binding; calcium ion binding. Bases 1 to 2709 code for a protein of 902 amino acids.